AUUUAAUAUUAAUAAUAAUAUUGAGCACAGCAAAACCCAGUCCUUUAUAUAAUGGCUUUGACUCAGUGAAAGAGAGAGAAGAGAGAAGAGAGAAGAGACCCUUUCGAGUUUUAUUCAUCCAUUUUCCUCUGACAAAUCCCAAAACCCACAUUCAAACUUAACCAGAAAACGUAAGAAAAAAAAACUAUAGAAGAGACCCCUUUUUGGGGUUUCGUUUUAAUUUUUAGAGAAUCGAAAAGAAAACAACAAUGGAAGAUUACAUGAAAGAAUGUAUGAGAAAGUUGGCUUUAUGGCAUACAAGAACCUUCAAACCCAUCAUGACCCAUGACGAGUUAGAACCCAUUAUGGCCACCUUAGGCUUCGUGGGUCUACCUCCGUCAACGGCGGCGGUGGGUUCCGGUAAUAUUUGGAAGGAAUACGUCUGCUCAGCUGGUCGGUGGGUCGCUAAUAAUAACUCGGCUGAGCCACCGCCGAGGCCCAAGUUACCGUAUCCAAAGAUUGAUGGUCUUCAUAUCUAUACCUAUAGAGCUUUUACAGAAGCCGUCAACUUCUACCUCGAGAUGGGUAACUUCUCCGAUCUCUUCCAUAUUAGGGGUAUGCCGCUCUCUCGAAGCUUGGACCGAAACAGGAAAUGGCGGAAAAUGGAAGAAGAUGAAAGUGUGUUUGUGUACAGAGAUGGAACCAUAGAUCAAGCAACAUAUAAUCUGUAUCACUUUCCUAAGAACAACACCACCACCAACAACAACAACAAUGGAAAUGGAGUCAGUAAUGAGAACAAGCCCAAGUCUAUUGGACUUAGAAGCAAGGGAAAUAACAGUCCCAAUAGCUGUGUUGUUCCUUGGAAAGAUAUAGUUCCAUGCCAGUAGUAAAGGUUGGAGAAAGUGUAAGCAAGAAAAGAAAAUGAAAAAAUGGAAAAAAAGAAAGAAAAAAGAAAACUUUUUGUUUGAUUUUUUAUAGAAGAGAAUCUAAAGAAUCAAUAAAAAUGUUAUUUUUAC
Molecule: messenger RNA, 995 nt
Organism: Cannabis sativa
Lineage: Eukaryota; Viridiplantae; Streptophyta; Magnoliopsida; Rosales; Cannabaceae
Exons: 2
Coding region: 249-866 (205 amino acids)
Source: RefSeq, a predicted model, not a curated record